GAAUUUUCCGUUAAUCUUGUGGAAAAAGAAGACGUAAAAUUAUUAAUCAGAACAGAUCAAAUCCUUAAAGAAGAAGAGUUAUCAAAUUCGUUAUGGCAACUAUUCGAUCAUAUUUACAGUGGUCCAUAGUCGUAAUUAAUACGUUUUGUGUUAUCCUCGGAAUUUUAGGUGUGGUUGAGAGUGCGCUUGAGCUACAAAAAUAUAAUUAUGGAUCGUUAGAUUACACGGAAAAAGUUGUACAAAUCGUUAUGGGAGUGGCACUCGUUGUCUCAGCUUUCAUUGGUUGCGGUGGUGCACUUAAUGGCUCCCUAAAGUUGUUAUCUCUGUACAUUUUCGUUCUGCUAAUGCUAAUGAUCGGUCACGUUUGGAAAUUGUGGCGUUAUGAUGAAUCCAGAAUUCGUAACUCUGUUGAAGUAAUGAUAACGUAUACGUGGAUUGAAGAGCUCGUAGAACGGGGUAAAAUGAAUGCUUUGCAGUACAGUUAUCAUUGUUGUGGAAAACGGGGUUAUAGCGAUUACACAGUAUUGAGCCUGAAAAUUCCCGAUAGCUGUUAUCAGGUGGAAAAGAAUAACAAGAAAACCUUCUAUCCGUACGGAGAAGGCUGCCUAUUGGCAGUUUCAAAAGCUUAUUUGGAUAUCUAUCGUGCGGAAAAAUGGUUUCACGUCUCACUAAUUGGCGUCGAAUUUUUCGGAAUAGUAUUAACCGUUGCGCUGAUUUGCAAUUUGACUGCGGACACAUUACGCUACAGUUAUUAA
Messenger RNA from Glossina fuscipes, 755 nucleotides. Its product is annotated as 23 kDa integral membrane protein. The transcript is spliced from 5 exons. Gene Ontology annotation, cellular component: membrane. NCBI's taxonomy places the organism in Eukaryota, Metazoa, Arthropoda, Insecta, Diptera, Glossinidae. The record is from RefSeq and is a predicted model, not a curated record. Bases 93 to 755 code for a protein of 220 amino acids.